Molecule: messenger RNA, 1134 nt
Organism: Girardinichthys multiradiatus
Lineage: Eukaryota; Metazoa; Chordata; Actinopteri; Cyprinodontiformes; Goodeidae
Exons: 4
Coding region: 246-593 (115 amino acids)
Molecular function (GO): protein binding
Source: RefSeq, a predicted model, not a curated record
CUACAAAGCUCUUUAGCAGUCUUACCCUCAUGUGUCUGGGACUGCGAGCGUGAAGAGACUUUGUGGACAUAAUCAACACUGUCUUCAACUGGCCUUUCAUUGGGAGAACCUCACUGCAUUGUACGUCUGAUUGUUUGGACUUAUUUUUGCAUGGACUUUUAAUUUUCCCUUAGCUGGACUAAGGAGUGCACCAGAAAGCCAAGACCUUAAGGAUUAUAAAAGACUCAAAAGGAUUAGUGGUCAAGAUGUUGAUCACAAUGCUAACUGCCAUGUAUGUGAUGGUUAAAGUUGUAGAAUUGAUUGGGGUCCAAUUUGUACAGCAAGAGGAGCCUUUGCCUUAUAUGAUAUCUCAGCCUUUGCCUUGGCAGGUUCACUCUGUGUCUCACAGCCGGAAGACCAGCAAGGCAGAAGAGUUUGAAGGCUUCAGGAGGAACAGCAUAGGCGUAUACAGAAAGAACUCCAGUACCAGCAAUGGCACAAGUGGCACCCCUUUGGUUCCUCCUCUCAGCCCCGUUGAAGUUGAAAAAGCAGCCUCUACCAUCCAGAGCCACUUCAGGAAGUUCCAGCAGAAGAAACAUAAGAAUGACAAAUAGAUGAAUGGAGAGGGUCAGCGUUGUGGUGCAGCAACUUUCAAAGGCAACAGGAAGCAGGUGGGGCGUAUGGAUUCACCUUAGGUUAUAUGUAACAGCCUAUAAGUAAAUCUACAUAUAUACUGAAAUUUAGAGUAGUUCUAAAUGUCACAGGAAACUAAACAUUAACAUUAAGCAUUAGCCUUCAUGGCAAACACUGCUUGUUGUACCAUUCAGCAUUCAAGAUGAUGAUAAAUGUGACUUUAUGUAUCUGAAUGAACAGCUUUCAUGCGCAGUGUGGACAGGUGGAUUGUUAAAAUGUGUGUUUUUGAGCAUGUUGUCAUUUUCAUGACUUUUAUUUUGAAUUUAUAAAAGUGGCAAAAAAUUGUAAAAAUAUUUUCCUUUGAAAACAACCUUGUUGAAUGUCAGGAUUUAAAUGAAAUUGUCUUUCGAACUUUGCUCCAUGUUUCUUCUCUUUAAUGUUUUCUGUUUGUUUUUAAUGCUUUUUGUUUUUUCAAAUUUGGGAAUAAAAUGAAAAUCCCUGGUAGACAAUUAGGCAACCUGA